Molecule: messenger RNA, 1920 nt
Organism: Cladophialophora carrionii CBS 160.54
Lineage: Eukaryota; Fungi; Ascomycota; Eurotiomycetes; Chaetothyriales; Herpotrichiellaceae
Exons: 1
Coding region: 1-1920 (639 amino acids)
Source: RefSeq, a predicted model, not a curated record
AUGGACAAUUACAUGAUCAAGAGCGAACAAGAUGCGUAUCGGCGAGAGUCGAAGAGGACAGGCGUACAGAUUACCGAGCACACCGAGUCCGAUCAAGAAAGGGACGGCUCCAGCCACGGGGAUGACCCGACGACGCCCAGCGCAAUCUCGAGAUUGGAACAGCUCAUGGAACGAUUAUGGGCCUUUGAGAUCUUCGCCCUGGUCGUCAGCACACUUGCGCUGCUGGGCCUGAUCAUUCUCCUCCGCGUCACCAACGGCCAGAAAGUCCCCAACUGGACGAUCAAACCCAAACACACGAAGCCGUUCACCGUGACAAUCAACUCCGUCAUCUCCAUCUUUUCGACUGCUGUCAAGUCGACGGUGCUCAUCCCUGUCGCAGCGGCAAUGGGAGAGUUGAAAUGGAUGUGGUUCAACUCGGGCCAUCGGCUCACAGACAUUCAGGUCUUCGAGAGCGCCGCACGUGGCCCGCUUGGAGCUGCGAUCAUGCUGUGGAGUUUCCGCGGCCGUAGCCUGGCAUGUCUUGGGGCUGUGAUCAUCUUGGGCUCUCUCGCACUCGACUUUGGCUUCCAGCAGCUCGUCACUUACCCGCUGCGGCCCGUCAACCUUGGACCGGCCACGAUCGCACGGACAAACGAAUACUUUGCCUCCCGUCCUGGCUGGAUCUCUGGUACACCCUUGGCCGAGCAGCCUAUGGUAGCCGCAAUCUACACCGGCAUGUAUGGUGAUGGCAAAAGCUUUCCAGUCACUCCAGGCUGUUCCACUGGCAAUUGCACCUGGAUGGAGGACUACACGUCGCUGGGAUUCUGUUCUCGGUGUUACAGCACCACCGACCAGAUUGUCAAGCAGUGCGGAACGUUCAACUAUACCACCUUUGACGAGAACGGCGAGCCACUGGUCGUAGGCGAUCCCAUCCCUUACUGCAACUACACAAUGCCAUCAGGACAGUUCAUCGCCGGCGUCAACCUGACCCAGGGGUACGUGGAUCCCGUCUUCGUCGAUAUUGACGAUAGCCCAGCCUCUGAAAAGACAUAUUUCGGCAAGCCACUCACCGCCAACGUGGCUACCUUGUCAGUCAUGCGCGCCGAGUGGCAGAGUGUUUACGACGAUCAAGACAGGUUCUACGAUAAAAUCAUCGCUGCCAAUGCAACCGAAUGCGGCAUUGAUGCCUGUGUGAUCAAGUACCACGCCACUCUGGAGAAGUCGAACUUCACCGAGAUGAUCAUCGACACCUUCAUCAACGAGACGGACCGCCAAGUCUUCUCAGAGGGAGAUGCAGGCUACACCAUGCCCGUGUAUAUACAUCCGCCACAGUCAUGGACGAACCACUCCAACGUCAACGACAGCAACAUCUACUUCCUCGACAGCGUCACCAUCCAAGCACUCCGGUUCCAGUUCAACCAAAAUGCGAACCAGCUGCUCUGGGGCGGAAGGUUUAUUGACUCCAUGCGCGGACAAGUCAGCGUUGACAAUGACUUUGUCGCCUAUGUCCGCUACCUGGACGAAGCAGGCAUGAAGGAUAUGAUGUCCUCGCUGACUUCAAGUAUGACGCAGCGCAUUCGGACGGCGCCCGGAGCAGGCACCAACUCGUACGGGCCGGGGCACAACACAAUCGGCAUCACCACGCAGCAUAUGCCGCACGUGAAUGUCCGUUGGGGCUGGAUUGCGCUUCCUGCCGCGAUCCUGCUCCUCAGUGCCCUCCUGCUGGUCUGUACGAUGAUCGAGUCGAAACGCCAAGGUGCCACAAUGUUGUGGAAGAGCAACGCCCUCGCACACUUCUACCACCCCUUGACCAAGGAGGGUAGAAAUAGGCUGAGAGAUGCGCACAGCGCGAAACACGCCGAGAAGAUUGCCCAGGAUAUGACUGUGAAAUGGCAGGUGACCGACGAAGGUGGCCGUUUUGUGCCUAUCAAUGGCAGUUAA